Molecule: messenger RNA, 1506 nt
Organism: Physella acuta
Lineage: Eukaryota; Metazoa; Mollusca; Gastropoda; Physidae
Product: caspase-3
Biological process (GO): proteolysis; regulation of apoptotic process
Molecular function (GO): cysteine-type endopeptidase activity
Source: RefSeq, a predicted model, not a curated record
AUGCUAAUAUGGAAAAAGAACACAAAGAUCUAUUAAGGCGGAAUUUCAUGCAACUUGCAGAAGACAUGAAAAAUGGAAUAACAUUUAUUUGUAAAGACUUGAAAAAUCAGAAAAUCAUUGCCCCACACAUGGAGGAAAGAAUUAUAGAGAAUCCAACUACAAACAGAGAAAAGGCAAUGCUUUUACUAGAACUUCUUCCCAGCAGAGGACCCCAUGCCUUUGAUGCUUUAUAUAAUGCUGCUGUACGUUAUGAAUUAAUUGAAACUGCAAACAUUUUAAAACCUAAGCAACACUUUCAACAACCAGCUACAUUGCCUGUACAACAAGCAGUACCCCUAGAUGAGGAUGAGCUCCCUGAUACAUGGCCGUCAGAGCAAGAUCUGAAUAAACAUGAUGUACGGCUAAUUGAAGCUAGUGAUCAUCAUUUGAUAUCCCAGCACAAAAACUCCUUAACACCCAGGGGGCAGACCCACUUCUACACGAUGAAAUGUAAAACCAGAGGCUUAGUUUUAGUGAUUAAUAAUGAAAAUUUUGACAAACUUGAGGAUCGAGAGGGAACACUAGCAGAUAGAAGAAGCAUUGAGACAGUCUUUAGGAAACUUGGUUUUGAGGUUGAAGUACAUGGUAAUAAAAAGUGUGAGGAAAUGACUGAUGUGCUACAGGAGGCAGCCCGUCGAGAUUACAGUUCUUUAGAUUGUUUUAUUCUUUUUAUAUUAACUCACGGGGAGGAUGGAGUUGUUUUUGGGGUAGAUGGUUAUGUUAAAGAUGAUAAGCCUAUAAAUGCAGUUCCGAUAAAGGAUAUUAGAAAUUGGUUCCGUGGCUCCAUGUCACUUCGAGGAAAGCCAAAAAUAUUUUUUAUUCAAGCUUGUCGAGGAAAAACACCAGAUGCAGGUGUAUCACUUAGUAGUGCAGAGAGUGACCGCAACCUAGCGAAAGACACAAUUGAAAGCUUCAAGCCCCAAAAUGCUGCGGAUGCUAGUGGAGGAAAAAUAGCUUCAGAUGCAGAUUUUUUCAUCGCCAUGGCAACAACAGCAGGCAAUCUGUCAUGGAGGAAUAAAAAAUUUGGAACUUGGUUUGUACAAGCUGUGGUUUACAUAUUCGCCAAAUACGCUUACAAGAAUGAUCUAAAUAAGCUGAUGACACAGGUGAAUAAUCUAGUGGGAAGAGCUGAAACAUUGAAAGGACAAUAUAAACAAGUGGCUGAGAAAACAGACACGUUCCUAAAGACUUGUUACUUUUUUCCUGGGUUAUACCUAGACAAAACAUAAACCUAACUCGAAAGAAUUUGAAUUGUAAACCUAUGAAUUUUUUCAACAAAGAUUUCAUAUGUGCCUGUGUGUUUUAAGAAAUCUCUAAUUACAAUAGCUGAUUAUUACCUGGGUAAUGUACUUCAUCUCAUCUAGAAGAGUAGAGCUCAGGUAAUUUGUUUUAUACCUCAAAAGGAUUAUGUGACAAAGUGAACUGGGCAAAUGCCAACUGUACUAUGAAUAACUGGGCUGUUUCAAA